This is a messenger RNA of Paramuricea clavata, 2793 nucleotides long. The record is from the annotation of a GenBank genome assembly. NCBI's taxonomy places the organism in Eukaryota, Metazoa, Cnidaria, Anthozoa, Malacalcyonacea, Plexauridae.
AUGAUUAUACGCGUUGACAAAUGUUCAACAUUUGGCAUUAAAAAACACUUAACUAAAUCUAUCCAGUAUUUACCCAAGCUUUUCGUUAAUGACGAUCUUGUACCCAGAACCGAAAUGGGCAAAUCUUUCCGUUACUUAGGUUGCUAUUUCGAUUUCAAUAUGUCUGAUGAGGAACACAAAUCGGAAUUACUCGACGUGUUUAAUGACAUCAUGAAUAAAAUUAAUGAACUACCUUUACACCCGAAAAAUAAAAUUCUACCACACAGCCGUUACUUGCUGUCAAAGAUAUCCUGGGACUUCACUGUUUCUGAUAUAUCUACGACCUGGAUCUGCGAAACGUUAGACAGUACCGCGACAAAACACAUCCGAAAAUGGCUGGAACUUCCUGUCCCCGCAACCCUUAGCAACGUGUUGCUUCCACAAAACAAAUUUGGUCUGAAUAUUAUUCUCCCUUCGACAAAACCUAUCCAAUGUCAAACUGUCUCUCGAUCAGAUUUAAAAUACUCACCAAACGUAGAUAUUAACAAUCUAUGGGCGGUGACGAGCACCAACAAGAACAUACAGUAUGACAUUUACAAAGACACAAAAGACGUACUUAAGGCAGUUAGAAAAGAAAACGAACAAAUACUUCAAAACCACCUCAUUUCGCAAGGUUCUUUCUUUUCCAGUAUCAUGAAUCAUUCCACAUCCACAUUCAACUCUUUAUGGUCAUCCGUUCAGAGCAAACUUCCGAAAAACAUUUUUAACUUCACCAUCCGAUAUAUCAAUAACACACUUCCAACACGAAAGAACCUAUCAAAAUGGGGACUAUCAUCAACAUCCGAUUGCUCCCCCCGCUCCUCACCUGAAACGCUGCUCCAUGUGAUUGCUGGAUGUAAGACAUAUUUAGACGAAGGCCGGUUUACAUGGCGACACGAUUCUGUUUUAAAUUUCCUCGCAUCCACUCUUACUGCUGUGAAAAAUUCCACACUUUACGCGGACAUUCCUGGUUUUAUGAAUCCAUCUGUUAUCACGGGAGAUCGUUUACGACCUGACCUUCUGCUGGUGACUGAAAACAGAUGUCUAUACAUCCUCGAGCUUACAGUCGGUUAUGAAUCCAAUCUGCUAGUUAACACCAAUCGUAAGCGUCAAAAGUACCGUGAUCUAAUCAAUGAGCAGGAAGCAGAUUAUGAUAAAGUCAAGUUCGUCAAUUUAUCCCUGAGUACCCUCGGAGUUUUUGGCCGAUCUUGUGAAAAUUUCGAUGGCAUGCUAAGUAGCCUUAAAUGUGAUGCCAAGUAUAGUAAAUACAUAAAAAAGCAAAUCGUGAACAUAUGCAUACGAACAUCAUAUUAUGUAUUUUGUAAACGAAACAAGGUGUGGGAUAACCCAAAAUUAAUGUUAAUAUAAUCCUUCUUAAAAUAACUAUUGUACAAUAAAUAUAUAGCACCAAUUCAAGUAGACAUUGAUAAACUACCUGUAAAGCGAGGUUUAUCAUUGUAGUUGUAUAUAUCCUAAUAAUCAAUAAAUAAAGUUUCCAUUAUUAUUAUUAUUAUUAUUAUUAUUAUUAUUAUUAUUAAUCAGAAUUUCCCAGUGUUAAAGAAAGGAAUAAAACUCCCCCAAAACGACGCAGAAUGGUCAACGGCCAAUAACUAUUUCAAAUUUGCGCUUGAAUUAAAUGCACCAAUCAGAGCUCAAGAUCUAAGCUCUAGCAUCUUGCAAUUAAAUAAUGUGGUUUACAAUUAUUUUGCUGAUAACUUCGGUCAUGCCGAAAAGGUUCCGGAUAAAGCACUGGUGGAUAAGUACAGAGACCAAACAGGACAGAAGUUGAAGAAAUCUCUGAAAAAACUAAAACUUUCAAACGCCGAACCUCAUGAAAUUAAAUACGUGUCUCGCACAUUGCGUGAGAAAUUGCGUAAUGCCAGUCAAAACAAUCUCGAUGACCAGACAACUCAAAACCACAAUGAAGUGUUUAAUCACGACAAUUACAUUGGUAGAAACUUUUGGGGCUACGUUAAAAACAUCCUGAAUAAGAACACUUCCCUACUUCCCACAUUUUCGAUGAUAGAAUGCCUGACAUAUUUCAAGAGAACUCUAAGCGCAAUUAACACACAUAAACUAUUCUGUAUUCCCAGCGGGAUUCCAAAGUUAUCCGAACCCGUCAUCAAUUUUGACCUUGAACCCCCAACAUAUCGCCAAGUUACAAAUAUAAUUCGCCGAAUGAAAGCAUGCGCCUCACCUUGCCCGCUCGAUCAACUUUCAAUAAUUUGCUUUAAACGAUGUCCAUUUCUCCAUACGUACUUGACAGAAGUAAUACGUAGCGUUUGGUCUUUAAAAUCUGUACCUGCCGAAUGGAAAAAAGCAUGCUCUGUACUUAUACACAAAAAGGGCAAUACAAAUGACCAUUCCAAUUUCCGUCCUAUUACUCUGGAAUCCAUACCCUUAAAAGUGUUUACCUCAUAUCUUCGCAACGCCAUGUUCUCCUUUCUAACGGCUAAUAAUUUCAUUGAACAAAAGAUUCAGAAAGGCUUCACUCCCAAUUUGUCUGGCACUUUGGAACACACAGCUCAAAUGACAAACAUCAUCAACCAAGCGAGAAUAAAACAACGCUCUGUUGCCAUCACCCUUCUUGACCUUAAAAACGCCUUUGGUGAAGUGCAUCAUAAUCUCAUUCAAUCUGUCCUCGAUUAUCAUCACAUUCCCGAACAGAUUAAUGAAAUCAAGAUUAUCAAGAGCUUGUAUACUGACUUCAACACCACAAUUAUAACUGCCGAAUUCUCUACCCCAUUCAUAACUGUUGGCCGAGGUGUACUUUAA